Molecule: messenger RNA, 1623 nt
Organism: Fonsecaea nubica
Lineage: Eukaryota; Fungi; Ascomycota; Eurotiomycetes; Chaetothyriales; Herpotrichiellaceae
Exons: 1
Coding region: 1-1623 (540 amino acids)
Biological process (GO): transmembrane transport
Cellular component (GO): membrane
Molecular function (GO): myo-inositol:proton symporter activity
Source: RefSeq, a predicted model, not a curated record
AUGCCCUCUACACACGAUGAUACAUCUCCAGAUGCCCCACUCAUCGCAGACCGCGAACAAGACGACAGACACGCUUCUCCCUCCUCAACCACACAGUCCUCUGCAAAUGCCUUCAUAUGGGCUUUGACGGUCUCCGCUUGCGUGUCAGGACUGCUCUUUGGCUAUGACACAGGAGUUAUAAGCAGCACCUUGGUUUCCAUCGGUACCGACUUGUCCUCUCGCCAUUUGACGACCUUGGACAAGGGCCUCAUAACUUCAUGCACCAGUCUCUUUGCGCUCGUUGCGAGUCCCAUUGCCGGCGUCCUGGCGGAUCGGGUUGGGAGAAAAAACAUUAUAUUGUUUGCCGAUGCGCUUUUCACACUGGGCGCUUUAUGGCAGGCCGUCACAACGUCUGUUUGGGGGAUGAUAGUCGGCCGAAGUAUUGUGGGCCUGGCUAUUGGGGGUGCCAGUCUGAUCGUGCCGCUGUACAUCUCGGAACUAGCACCUAGUCACCUGAGAGGCAGACUUGUUACGGUAUCUCUUCUCUUCAUCACUGGCGGACAAGUUAUCGCUUACUUGGUGGGCUGGGCAUUUUCCACAAUGAGCGGCGGAUGGAGAUGGAUGGUCGGCCUAGGCUCUGCUCCUGCGCUUGCACAACUUGUCAUGUUAGCAUUCAUGCCCGAGACACCUCGCUAUCUAGCCAAAGUGCAAAGGGAAAGUGAAGCUCGAGCCGUGCUGAAGAGAGUCUACCAUGGGAUGGAAGGCAACACCACCAGCAUCGUGAAUGAAACCAUACACGCCAUUAAAAAGGAGCUGCUUGACGAAGAAGAGGCGCACGUCCAGCUCCGUCACUCAGCACAGUCAAAGUCCAACUUCCUGAUCUCCCCAACCCUGCAAUCCCUUCUCCUCCACCCUCCACAUGCCCGAGCACUGACCAUUACAUGCACAUUACAAGCCCUUCAGCAGCUGUGUGGAUUCAACAGCCUCAUGUACUUCUCGGCUACCAUCUUCCAACUCUUGGGGUUCCAGUCGCCGACCUUGACAUCACUCAGCGUCGCCGGAACGAACUUUAUGUUUACCAUUGCGGCGUUCCAUCUGAUUGACCGAUUGGGCCGGAGAAGGAUUCUGCUGCUCACCAUUCCCAUCAUGGUCCUGGCCCUUCUGCUCUGCGCUGCAGCUUUUACAUUCGUUCCUUUGCAUUCAGGCGAUAGGGUAGAAACUACUGCGGAUAGUUCUACUGGAAAACCCGUCCCUCAACUCCCUGCCAUUGCCAUCCUGGUGGCCAUGCUCCUCUACGUCUCAACCUACGCGAUGGGUCUCGGCCCUGUACCCUGGCAACAAUCCGAGCUCUUCCCUCUCUCCGUCCGCUCUCUGGGCUCCUCGCUGGCGACUGCGACGAACUGGCUCUGCAACACCAUCGUCGGCCUGACCUUCCUGCCCAUGAUGGAUUUGCUAGGCGCGCAAUGGACGUUCGUCACCUACGCGGCCAUCUGUGCGCUGGGCUGGGUGGUCGUGUGGUGGAUCUACCCGGAGACGAUGGGCCUGAGGUUGGAGGAGGUCGGCGAGUUGUUGAAGCACGGCUGGGGCGUCGAUGAGAGCUUGGAACGGUUAAAGAGUUCUAGACGGGUCACUCCGAGUGACUAG